CAUUGACAAUUCAAUUUAAGGUUAUGUUAUGCUUUUCAAAAUAUAAUUGAAAAUAAUUUAAGAUUGUUUGUAACAAUAGGUUACAAAAAACAAUGUUUUCCCGAAACUUAAGAAAUAUCUGCCGGAGAUAUUCACAAAAUGUCACAUUCAGGACUGUUGAAGCAUCCCCGGCGCAGCAAAAUGAUAACCAAAUAGGAUUAUUUUAUACUUUGGACAAAAAUUUGUCCAAAAAGUUGUUUGGCCAAGGCGGUUUGCCAAAUAGUUAUAGAAAACAGACAAAAACGUUUACAGAAACAAGUCUCAUGGUGCGACAGCCGGCUCUUGAUGUUAUUAAUUGUAUCAAAUCAAGUGAUUUGAACCAACCUGCAGUCAGAUAUGUACUAUAUGGUGAGAUGGGAGCAGGGAAGACAUUGACCAUGGCACAUCUCAUACAUUAUGCACAUGAUGAUGGCUUUUUAAUUGUACAUGUACCUGGGGUAUCACAGUGGCUAUGGAAGGUGCCUCGCCUGAAGGAGAUGUCCAACUCGCAGACAAGAGAGGGUUUUGUGGACCUCCCACUAGACGCCGCGGCUUGGCUUCUGCACUUCAAGACACAAAACCAAGUGCUAUUGAAGAAUGAAGAUCUUAAAAUAUCCAAAGACUAUGUUUGGAGUAAACGAGAGACGACGCCCGCGGGCGCUUCACUCGCCGACCUGGUGGAGCAAGGCAUUGCGCGUGUAAAAUACGCCUGUGACGUCAUCGACGCACUAAUCUACGAAAUUAAACUGCUAUCAAAUAAUAAUAAGUGUAAAACAUUUGUAGCAAUAGAUGGAUACAAUUGUUUCUUCUACCCACGGACUAGACUCCGCACUCCUACAAAAAAAGUUGUUAUGCCAGAAGAAGUUUCUUUAACAACUUCAUUUAUGGAGAUUACAAAGAAUGAUUGGAAAAAUGGUGUAAUUGUGUUAACAGUGGAGGAUAUUGCUGUACCAAGAGAUCAUCAAGAGAGCUACUUGCCUAGAUAUUUACUUUACAAGAAGGGAUUUGAACAUUUGGACCCAUUUGUUCCAGUAAAAGUUAAUAGGUAUUCGGACAAGGAGUUCCUAACAUGUGCUAGUUACUACAGGGACAGACUUUGGCUGCGAGGACCUGAACAACUUGAAAGUGAAUUGAAACUGGCCAGUGCUUGUAAUCCUUAUAAAUUCAUGGAGCUCUGUGCACCACUGUAGAUAAUGUUGCCAUUAAAUAGUAUUUAUAGAUGA
Messenger RNA from Papilio polytes (common Mormon), 1241 nucleotides. RefSeq names its product 28S ribosomal protein S29, mitochondrial (gene mRpS29). Gene Ontology annotation, biological process: apoptotic process. The transcript is spliced from 8 exons. The record is from RefSeq and is a predicted model, not a curated record. Bases 93 to 1208 code for a protein of 371 amino acids. Gene Ontology annotation, molecular function: structural constituent of ribosome. NCBI's taxonomy places the organism in Eukaryota, Metazoa, Arthropoda, Insecta, Lepidoptera, Papilionidae. Gene Ontology annotation, cellular component: mitochondrial ribosome; mitochondrial small ribosomal subunit.